CUGUCUGUCUGUCUGUCCUCAACCCUGCAGUGUGGUUUAUAACAUCUGUAAAUGAUUCAACCUAAUCCAGACUGUAACCAGCACCCUGCAGAUUAAACAUUACACCGAUGUUAAAGGAACCUGUUGCUUAAAGUGAAACGUCCACUCUGACAUUAACCUUAACUUUAAACGCUAUUUCGAGUUAUAUAUAUAUAUUUCACAUAUAUCUUCAUGCAUAUCUUGUUUAUUGUAUUUUAAUCUAUAUCUGUUUUUGUACCUUUAAAUAUUUGUAUUUUCCACAUGAGUCUUUUGGAUCAGCCUUGUGAUCAAACCCAUCCCUUUAUACGUAUUGUUUUUGAAUGUGGCAGAUACACUUUAAGAUAUUAAUAAAAAUCCUGAUCUUGAACCAUAAACAAAACAUUUCACAAAAAUAUAGUUGUGUUUUGACCCCCCCAGGGCCACCGUAUCAAGGCCUUAUCCUGAGCUACAAGGAUUCUAAUCCUAUUGUUUACUCCUGUACCAAACUUAAUCUCCAGUUAUGUCAACAGCACUUUAGAGAUUUGUAACCCGGAUGUCCCUUAGGUCACCAGGGAUGAAUACUACAUUUCCCAGAAUGCAACUUUCAUCUUAGAUACUCUUUAGAGACGUUUGUAUUAUUAUGUGAUGUAAGCUUCUUGUUUUUAAAACUGCAACCUGAAAAAUAACCUUGAUGAAAUAAUCCUCAGAGUUACUUCUCAACUGUGGGAAACUACACGAGAUGAAGAUGUUACACAACAACCGUUUUCACAAGCUGCAAUUUUUCCUAUAUGUCGUCACUCUGUGGUGACAGGUGACAAAGUAAAUGAAGAGGAAACUAAAACAUUAUUAAUGAAACUUAUCAAGUACAGAUGAUUUCAUAAUGGACGUCAGCGAACCAGAUUCACGAGUUAGAAAAUGAUUUAAACUUCACAUGUGUAGCUGAGAUAUAAGAUAUGGGAUCAGAUAUCAGAUAAGAAUAUCUCCUGGAAGAAUCUUGGAGAAUAAGUUUGUGCAUUUGUGAAAAUAGGAAAUAUUUACAGAGAAGAUGAUUCAGAGUCAAAUUUAAUGGGAUGUUACCCUUGAUAGCAAAGUAAUGGUGACACAUAUAUCACAUAUGUUAUAUCUCAUAUCAUAUCAUAAAUCGCAUCAAAUCUAAUAUCCCAUCAUUCCCUUCCGUUGCUUCUGUCUGUCAGGCUGACAGGGUGAUGGCAGCACAGUGGUUGUGUAGUCCUUGUAUUUGUACGCCGCCUAGCGGUGGCAGGUGGAAAUGUGCACUGUUGAAUGUGCCAGGGGCCAUUUUGAACCACACGGCGGUGUCAGCCCACUGUUGACUGGUGAGAGGAGCGUGAGAGACACAAAUAAACAAGAAGAGACACAAACUGUGGAUUGUAAACAGCAAAGUCGUGGGCUGUAUUGGACAUAAUUGCAUUUUACUGAUGGGGGGAGUAAGUGAAGGAGAUGAUGUGUUGGCUCGAUGGAGUGAUGGACUACUGUACCUCGGCAAUGUAAAAAGAGUCGACGGCGUCAAGCAAUGCUGCCUGGUGAGAUUUGAGGACAACUCCGAGUUCUGGGUGCUGAGAAAGGACAUUCACUCGUUUGCCGCCGGAGUGGAAGAAGUUUGCUGUAUCUGUGACGCUCCGCCUCUUAAAGAACCUCUCAUAAAUUGUCUGAAAUGUCGCCACGGUUAUCAUCCAGAGUGCCACACGCCAGCCAUCGAACCGGAAGCUGACAGCGACUCGUGGAUAUGUCGGCAAUGUGUCUUUGCAGUCGCAACCAAGAGAGGCGGGGCCCUGAAGCGGGGACGCUUCGCCCGGCUCAUGCAGUUCAUGAAGCUCCGACUCCCCUACCAGCUGUCGUCUCUGGACUGGGACCCGCAGCACCUGACCAAUCAGCAGCAGUGUUACUGCUACUGUGCCGGACCUGGAGAGUGGAACCUGAAGAUGCUGCAGUGCGGAGGCUGUGGUCAGUGGUUCCACGAGGCCUGCACACAGUGUCUCACCAAGCCCUUACUGUAUGGAGACAGGUUCUAUCAGUUCCAGUGCUCUGUGUGCACAAAGGGACCAGAGACCAUUCAGAGACUACCCAUGACCUGGGUGGACUUGGCUCACUUAGUGCUCUACCAUCUCUCGCUGUGCUGCAAGAGGAAAUACUUUGAUUUCGACCAUGAAAUCCUGUCCUUCACCAACGAGAACUGGGACUCGCUGCUCCUGGGCGCGCUCUCUGACACGCCGAAGCAGGACCGCUGUCACAAUCUCCUCAACGCGCUGAACUCCCACAAGGACAGGUUUGUCUCCGGAAAGGAGAUCAAGAAGAAGAAGUGUCUUUUUGGGCUCCAGGUCCGAGCCCCGCCUCCGCUGACCUCCGAUUCGUCUCCUCUUAUCACGGAGCCGCCGAUCAACAUCACACACCGCAGAAGCCCGCUGUCACUGCCCUGCCAGAGGAGAGUCGGGGGGCCCGACGCCCGUAAAUCAAAGCGUCGCAUCAUGGAGACACAGGCUUGUCCACCGCCGGUCGCUGCCAACCCCAUCGAGCUGCUGCCAUGUUGUCAGGGCUACAUGGGAGAGGCCAACCUCUACAACUCCAGGAAGUCCGAGGAGGAGGAGCUCAACCUGAGCUCUCCUCCCAAACGGAUGUACGGCCGCUACCACUCCACCUACAAUGGAAACACUGGUCUCUCCAGGAGCCUCCAUCACUACAACAGCAUGGAGGACACCUGCCGGUUACCACCACCCUGCUUCCCAUACCCUCUCAAUACCAACGGCAGCCAUAACCACCACCACCUCCACCAGCACCAUCACAACAACCAACACAACAACAACCACCACCAACACCAGCACCAGCACCAACAGGGGCAGAAGCCGCUGGAGCCCCUCAUCCUACGAGAUUUGCCUCCUUACCAGGCCGACAUGGGCGGUGGCGGUGGCCUAGGUGGAGGUGGAGGUGGAGGAGGAGGCGGAGGAGGAGGAAUCGGAGGAGGCGGGACAGUGGCCAGGAGCUGGGGUGGAGGGGAGGCGGUGAGGAUCUUGGCGAGGCGCGUGACGCCGGACGGGAAGGUUCAGUACCUGGUGGAGUGGGACAACGUGGGUUUGUACUGAGAGCAAACAGGAAACAGAAGGACGGCUCCGCGGCUGCCACUGGACUCCUGUGUGUCGAGUACACACAAAACACGAAGGAGAAAAAAUAGAAAAACUCACAACACGUCGCAAAAAAUCCAGGUUGCUCUCACAGCAUCACCUCUGCUCGGCAUCAUUAUAACCUCACUACUCGGUAUUAUUGUCCCUCUUUGCUAGUGUUUCUCUGAUAUUUGUACUGUUAACUUUGGAAUAUGCCUUUGCAUUUAUCAUGUUUUGCAGCGAUGAGGGGAAAUAGUCAAACCUCCAGAGGAUUUGUGAGAUUACUGCUUUUUGUUAUUUGCUAAAAUAUAGGAUUAGUUCCCACAAAUAAAACAAAAAACUUAAAAAAAAUAUAACAUGCUGCCAAUUUGAUAUAUUUUGAGAAAUAUGCUUAUUUGCUCUCUUACAAGAUGGAGACAAUAAUUAAAUGGCCAAAUGUUGAAAACAGAUCAUUCUUCCACUGCCUCUAAAGUGUUAAAAGUUUUCUUUUAAUUUGUGAAGGAACCAAAAGUUUGGAGGUACAGGAUCAUGAGGAUUAUAUCUGUUUUAAAUUCUACUGUGGUGAUAAAUCUUAUUUGA
Pleuronectes platessa (European plaice) is the source of this 3689-nucleotide messenger RNA. It is a transcript of the gene phf1, whose product is annotated as PHD finger protein 1. NCBI's taxonomy places the organism in Eukaryota, Metazoa, Chordata, Actinopteri, Pleuronectiformes, Pleuronectidae. Gene Ontology annotation, biological process: chromatin organization; regulation of DNA-templated transcription. The transcript has 16 exons. The coding region runs from base 1434 to 3092 and encodes 552 amino acids. Gene Ontology annotation, cellular component: nucleus. The record is from RefSeq and is a predicted model, not a curated record. Gene Ontology annotation, molecular function: chromatin binding; DNA binding.